AUGAUUGGAAUCAAGGCAAUGGUCGCUCGUGCGGCCGGUCGGGUGGUCCAGAUGUUCAGCACGAUUCUGUGUCCGCGCCAUAAGCCUGCCAAGGGGUCUUUCGAUGAGCACGACAACUACUUCCUCGGGCUGCCUCGCGAGCUUCGUGACCAUAUCUACGAGUACCACAUCAACCAACUCACUGCCAACCACAUCACCGACCCAGUCGGCACUCGCCCCAUCAACCUAGAUCAAAGUGAGCUUCACUUUGUGAGUGAUGACUUCUGGGGUUUGGGCCUUGACCGUGUCUGGCGCAAAUUCAAGGAAGUCCGCGGCCUCCACCCUUUCUCUGCUGCCUACGACCCCGAGAUCAGCCCCGAGCUCGAAGAAGUAUACCUCAGGAACAGUACCUUCCACACUGCUAUCAAGUGUGCCGGUAAUUCUGCUGGAACCAAGGACCCACUGUUCAAAUUCCUCGAGAGCCUUGGUCGUGACGCUGUCGGCCGGCUUGGCAACCUCCAGCUUCGCAUCCUCACUUACAGCUUCGACACCGACUUCGAACUCCUACUCAAUCCCGAUGCCUUCGGUGACCCGAACUUUGCGGCCAUGUUCGAGGAAGAGAGACUCAAUCUACGCAACGAGAUGAGGGCCUGUGCUGCUAGGCUGGCGAGGUUGCUGGCAGCGUACAAAUUCAGUGGCAAGAUUGGACUUCUGGGCGAAUUCACGGACAAACAAGGCUUGUUUGAUGUCGGCGUGGUGAAGAAGGGCCUAGAGGUUGCGGAUGCUGCCUUUCGAAAGGGAAAGGAAUGGAAGGAAAUCAGGGAAGAGGUGCUCCAAGGCGAAAAGAUGGAUUCUGUUGUCAAGUUUCCAGCUGACGCCACUGAGGACCAAAACGAAGACAUCAAGUGGUGCUUCGUCAACGUCGAUUUCUCUGGAAAAUAG
Molecule: messenger RNA, 921 nt
Organism: Lasiodiplodia theobromae
Lineage: Eukaryota; Fungi; Ascomycota; Dothideomycetes; Botryosphaeriales; Botryosphaeriaceae
Product: Glucan synthase protein
Exons: 3
Coding region: 1-921 (306 amino acids)
Source: RefSeq, a predicted model, not a curated record